UUCAGGUCACUCAUGGAUGUCAUCAGGUCUGCGUCAUUUGGAUGGGUUUUCCUUUCAAGUACUUCGUUUUCAAUCUGUAAUUAUCACUGUUAUUAUUGCAGUUCAAGUCUGUUUAUUUCUGGAUCGUUGAGGGCUAUCGAGAGUACAGUACAGUAAGUUACGCCUGAAGGAAUCAUUAUGCCAGAAAAGGAAGAAACCGCAAGAAGGAAGAAGGAAUCAAUCGUUGACUUAUCGCGAUUCAUCGAUAAGAAAGUGCGCGUCAAAUUUCAAGGAGGUCGAGAAGCAUCCGGAAUACUGAAAGGUUAUGAUGCUUUAAUCAAUUUGGUACUGGACAAUGCUGUGGAAUACGUGCGCGACACGGAAGACCCACAGAAAGUGACAGAGGAAACGAGACAGUUAGGUUUGAUUGUUGCUCGAGGAACUGCAAUAACAGUUGUUGCACCAAACGAUGGCAUUGAGCAAAUCGCCAAUCCUUUCGUAUGACGAUCACUUAAUAUGAGCAAUCUUGGUUGUGUUUUAGAAGCUUGUUUUUGAACUUAAGCAGUCAACCUAAAUUGAAGUUAUUCUUCCCUAAUUUCGUGAAUAUUAUUUACUUUUUCGAUUCGCUGAAUCUUCCAUUUUUUGAAUGGAAACUUCUUUAAUUAGUAGGUCAGUAGCAAUUUUGCUUUCCUAAACUAAUUCGGCAUAACUUUAUGAUCACUUUGCUUUCUCUCAACUAAUUUAGCAUAACUUUUGGUCAUUUUGGCUUUCUCCCUUUUUCUUCCCCUCACAUAUUCAUUGGAAAAG
Molecule: messenger RNA, 786 nt
Organism: Loa loa (African eye worm)
Lineage: Eukaryota; Metazoa; Nematoda; Chromadorea; Rhabditida; Onchocercidae
Exons: 4
Coding region: 178-483 (101 amino acids)
Biological process (GO): nuclear-transcribed mRNA catabolic process; mRNA splicing, via spliceosome
Cellular component (GO): Lsm1-7-Pat1 complex; U2-type prespliceosome; spliceosomal tri-snRNP complex
Molecular function (GO): RNA binding
Source: RefSeq, a predicted model, not a curated record